Manduca sexta (tobacco hornworm) is the source of this 1791-nucleotide messenger RNA. RefSeq names its product protein max (gene Max). Gene Ontology annotation, cellular component: RNA polymerase II transcription regulator complex. The record is from RefSeq and is a predicted model, not a curated record. Lineage: Eukaryota; Metazoa; Arthropoda; Insecta; Lepidoptera; Sphingidae. The coding region runs from base 182 to 688 and encodes 168 amino acids. Gene Ontology annotation, biological process: positive regulation of transcription by RNA polymerase II. Gene Ontology annotation, molecular function: DNA-binding transcription factor activity; protein dimerization activity. The transcript has 5 exons.
CACGUUACGCACUUGUCAUUUGUCAAUGUCAAACUAAGUUAUCACGCGUUUCCUUUUGUGCCUUGUGGUGCGAAUCCAGUGGUCAUGCGCUAUUAUUCAGUUUUAUUUACACACAAAAUAUUCCAAUGAUUAUUUACUGAUACAUAUUUUGUAACUAAUCCACAGGAUUUUGUAAAAUAAGAUGAGUGACGAUGAUCGGGAUAUUGAUAUAGAAAGUGAUGCGGAAAAUGAUUCUGAUUCGCGUACCCAUGCCAGAGGUAGUCUAGGUGGAAGUGAAUAUUACUCUCAGGCGCAAAAGAGAGCUCAUCAUAAUGCUUUGGAGAGGAAAAGGAGAGAUCACAUAAAGGAUAGUUUUACUUCACUACGGGAAGCUGUACCAGCAUUGCAAAAUGAGAAAGUGGUUAGCCGAGCACAAAUAUUAAAGAAAGCAGCUGAAUACAUUCAGUUUAUGAGACGGAAAAACAAUGCACACCAACAGGACAUAGAUGACUUAAAAAGACAAAAUAAUCUUCUUGAAACACAAAUUAGAAAUUUAGAAAAGGCCAGAACUACAGGUAACUAUGUAGAUGUCCAUGAAUUAGGACUUGGUAUUAAGUCGGAAGGCAGUUCGCACGACACCGACAGCUCCGACGGCGAGGGAACCACGCGACGUGUGAAAAAACUUAAAAUCGAUGCUGUAAAUGUGUAGUUUAUAAGUUAAAGCAAAUGUGAGGCGAGGAGGUUUAAAUCAAUUCAACAUACAACCACCACACUUCAUUACCAGCGGUUUCGUUUGGAUUAAACUGUGUUUUUUUUUGUAUUGAAAUAAUGUUGUUUGUUAAGUAACAAAAAUAAAUAGCAAUGUUUUUAUUAUGAAAAUAGUGUGUGAUCACCAAAAUAAACAGAGAGGAGCAUUUUUAUAUAGUAACAAAUUGCGAUACAAAAUUAAUGAUUGUGAAUUUUUUACAAGUCACUGCUAUUAUGGAUGUAAAUACAUGUUAAGGUACAGUAGUAAGUUAAUUUUGUCGGAAAAAAUAUUUUUUCUAUAAUUAUUGAUAAGUGUGGAACGUCUUUAUUGCAUAUGACGUUAGAACUGUAAUAUUAACAUAGAUUUUUUUAAGUGAAAUCUGUAUAUUGAGUAUUGCAAUGUCGAUAAUGUUUGGUGUGAGAUAUUUUUAUACUUAAAAUCGUCACUACGGUUUAUAAAUGAGAUGACGACGCGCUAUAAACACUAUGCAGUAUGCAGUCCAAACUGUGUCCUUUUACAUACAACUAACGUGCGCGCUGUAAACACGUGGACAGCGCGCGUAUCAAGGAGGUGCGUCAAUGGCGGAGAUUAAAACACGUCCGCACAGGCCUUUAGAUUUUAACAAUUACUUAGAAGCCACCGAUUCCUGCAACACAACACACUGUUUUACUAUUAUAUCUCGAUGUAAUAUUCAAUAUUAAGAUUGUAGACGUAAGCUUUAGUCUUCUUGAACAGGACUUUUAUGAUAACAUGCAACUCCACCAAAGUACACUACCUACGUUUUUUUUUAAAAGUAAAUAGAAUGUAACAUUCCACAAUGAAAACUUAAGUUUUUGAAUAUCUUGAACACUUUUGUUAAAUGUGCAAUAUUAAUGGUGUUCAAUUGUGGAAUUAUUUUAUGUUUCACAUAAAUUGUCUUGUAACAUAAACGAGUAACAAAUAUUUAUAUUUUUAAAUGUUUGGGCAUUUGUCCAUAUUUACUUACGUAGUUCGAUACGACUACGACGUAAUUGUUCUGGAAGACUAUGACGUUUUAAUAAAAAAAUAUAAAUACUCUGUUAAAA